GUGUCUGCAACUACAGACGAUCUACCUGGUCCAUCUACAUCCUCUACAGAGCUCACACCCCCAGCUUGUGUGCCCACUGUCCCCUCUGUGUCUGCAACUACAGAUGAUCUACCUGCAACCUCCACCACAACGUCCACUUCUCACCACGGAUCAUCAUCAGCUCCACCAGUGGACCCAGCUGAGUGGCCUUCUUUUCUGUCAGAUUCAGACCGGACUGAGCAGGUGAUCAUGGGGCCACUGCCUAUUAAGGAGAGCUUUUCAUUCCCUAAAAGAUAUGAUGGCCGAAGUUUCCAUUAUCAUUAUACCAACAGACAAUUAGUUAAUGGGGAAAAAGUGAAGCGUAGCUGGCUGACUUAUUCAAGAAGUAAAGAUGCAGUCUACUGCUUUUGCUGCAAACUAUUUUCUAAGAAGUCCAUAAAAUUGGCAACUGAUGGACAGCAGGAUUGGGUAAACAUAGGCGCACUCCUCAAACAGCAUGAAAAGUCUGAAGAUCAUUGUAGUAAUAUGGUCAAAUGGAAGGAGUUUAGCUUGCGUCUUUCCAAGGGAAAAACCAUUGAUGAAACAGAAAUGGGCCUCCUCGAGGCAGAAAAAAAUCGCUGGAGAGAUGUUCUCACACGCUUAAUCAGUAUUAUCCAGUCACUGGCAGAAAGAAACCUGGCUCUGAGGGGAUCUUCUGACACUUUACACAAAGACGACAAUGGGAACUUUCUGAAAGAAGUUGAACUGUUAGCUAAAUUUGAUCCUGUAUUGAGAGAUCACGUGAGGCGCAUUGAAAGUGGAGCAGAGCACAUCACAUACCUAGGUAAAACGAUUCAAAAUGAGUUGAUAGCCUGUAUAAGUGAUAAAAUACUUGGCACAAUGGUGUCAGAAAUUAAAGACUCAAAUUACUUUGCCAUCAUACUGGAUUGCACUCCAGAUAUGAGCCAUCAAGAACAGAUGUCUGUUGUUGUGCACUUAGUGAGUCUCACAAAAACACCAGAUAUCAAGGAGCACUUCUUGGGGUUUGUUAUAGCUCUGGAAUCUACUGGUCAAGGCUUGUCUGCACUAAUUUUACAAAAACUGGAAGAGCUGAACAUCCCCUUUGAGGAUUGUAGGGGACAAUCUUAUGACAACGGCGCCAAUAUGAAAGGCGCAAAUAAAGGCGUGCAGGCAAGGCUUUUAAGAAAAAAUCCACGUGCUUUUUAUGUGCCUUGUGGAGCACAUAGCCUGAAUCUAGUUGUCUCCGAUGCUGCUAAAGUGUCCAUGGAUGCUACAUGUUUUUUUGGAAAUGUGGAGAAAAUCUACAAACUUUUCUCAGGUUCCCCUCAAAGGUGGACCAUCUUGAAGAAACAUGUGAACAUCACACUCAAGUCUUGGAGUGAUACACGGUGGGAAAGUCGGGUGAACAGCAUAAAGCCAUUACGCUACCAAGCAGACAAGGUGAGAGAAGCUUUGCUAGAGGUCAGGGAGAAUGCUACUGAGCCCACAAUAAAGGUUGAGACACACUCACUUGCCGAAGAAAUUGCAUCCUUCAGAUUUCAAAUUUGCUGUGUGGUUUGGUACGACAUUCUCUCCCAGAUUAACACAACAAGCAAGCUACUCCAGUCGGUCAACAUGCAGCUAGAGGUUGCUGUAGGUAUCAUUAAAAAAAAUAAAGCAAAUUUAAUCCGUUACAGAGCAACUGGUUUUAAAGAUGCACAGACCUCAGCAAGAGAGAAAUGUGAGGAAAUGAACACUGAAGCUGUGCUGAAACAGAAGAGACUGCGAACUACAAAAAGGCACUUUGCCUAUGAGUCGCCUGAUGAGCCUGAAACUGAUCCAAUGAAGAGGCUGGAAGUCUCUUUUUUUAAUGCUGUGGUAGACUGUACCAUCCAGUCUUUGGAGGACCGCUUUCAGUCCCUAGGUGAGGUCAGGAGCAUUUUUGGAGUGCUUUCUAACUUUGGGCAGCUUGAUGCACAGACAAGGAAGAACCAGUGUCAGCUUCUCAGCGACAAACUAACUUUCGGAGAACAGUCAGAUAUUGAUGGGAGUGCACUGGCUACAGAGCUGGAGAACCUUCCAGAACUUCCUGAAGCGCAGAUGACCCCAUUUGAACUGCUGACUUACCUCUCUCAAAACGAGAUCUGUGAGUUGUACCCAAAUCUUUGGGUAGCUCUGAGGAUAGCCUGCACUCUCCCUGUGACGGUUGCAUCUGCGGAGAGGAGCUUUUCCAAGCUCAAAUUGAUAAAGAAUUACUUGAGAUCUUCCAUGGCACAAGAAAGGCUUAGUGGACUGGCAGUGAUAAGUAUCAACAGCAAAGUUAGCCAUCAGAUUUCUUAUUCAGAUGUCAUAAAUUACUUUGCCUCUAGAAAAGCCAGGAAGCAUAGGUUUUAAGACUGGGUGAAAUAAACCAUUUGUGUUACUUUGUUUUAGGUACAGUACAGUAGCUCUGUUCAUUUAUAUCAUUAAAUAUUUGUGUGGUAUUUAUUCAUUAUUUUAUUUUAUUCUUUAUGUCUUUGUACAAUUGAAUUUAUAAUUAUUUUUGUGAGCUAAUAAAGUUGAAAUUUGGAAGUGUUAUUUGUUUUUAUUGAUCUUGCAUUACAAUUUAUUGUUCCACAUUGCCGUUGCACUUUUUUAAAACCAAAUUAAACAUGACACAUUUACAGUAAGAACAUUGUCUACCUGUUUAUUUACUUAGGGGGCCCCCAAAUACAAUUUCGCUUAGGGCCCCAUGGAGGCUUGGGCCGGCCCUGCUGCCUAGGUUCAAAUCCCAGUCCUGGCAGUUGUCGUGCAUCUCACUCAGUUUUUCACCCUCCCUUUCG
Eriocheir sinensis (Chinese mitten crab) is the source of this 2780-nucleotide messenger RNA. RefSeq names its product zinc finger MYM-type protein 1-like. The coding region runs from base 229 to 2352 and encodes 707 amino acids. The record is from RefSeq and is a predicted model, not a curated record. Gene Ontology annotation, molecular function: protein dimerization activity. The transcript is spliced from 3 exons. Lineage: Eukaryota; Metazoa; Arthropoda; Malacostraca; Decapoda; Varunidae.